This is a messenger RNA of Adineta ricciae, 612 nucleotides long. NCBI's taxonomy places the organism in Eukaryota, Metazoa, Rotifera, Eurotatoria, Adinetida, Adinetidae. The record is from the annotation of a GenBank genome assembly.
AUGACUCAACGUAUAACACCUCUUUUACGAGAAAAUGCCAUACUUUUAAUCUGUGAUGUACAGGACAAAUUCCGCCCAACAAUUAAAUAUUUCCCUCAAAUUGUUGAAACUUCGAACAAAUUAUUGCAAGCAUGUAAACUACUCGGCGUUCCAUUUGUUGUUACCGAACAAUAUCCCAAAGGUCUCGGACGAACAGUACCAGAAUUAGAUAUUGGUGAUACGAAACCUUUUGAAAAAACUCUCUUUUCCAUGUGUACUCCUGAUGUUAUUUCACAUAUGAAAACAUUAGUAACAGAUUUCAAUACUAUCAUCAUCUGUGGUAUCGAAGCACACGCAUGUGUUCUACAAACAGUCAUUGAUCUCCUUUCGAAAGGCUACCGUGUUUAUGUCGUCGUUGAUGCUGUUUCAUCUCGCUCGUUAACCGACAGAAUGUAUGCAUUUGAUCAUAUACGGCAAGCUGGUGCGUUUCUAACAACAUUCGAAUCCAUCGUUCUUCAACUGACGCGAGAUGCCAAUCAUCCGAAUUUCAAGCAGAUUCAACAAUUAAUCAAAACAUCUGCAGCUGAUACAGGACUUGUAGCUCUCCAAAACAUUCCCAAUGCGUCUUUAUAG